AUGUCCGAAUCAAAAGAAGGUCCUGCAGCUCCCGACGGACGCAUCAACACCUCCAAUGGAAGGGAAUACUGGCAACGCGCGCAGGUAAAUGUCAACGGAAUGCUCGGGGGCAUCCCCGCGCACGGCGGCUUCUCCUCCAUCAGCCGCAUCGACCUCCAAGGAUCACGAACCUUCCUAGCAAGAUUCGGCAUCGGCACAAAGCACGACCGCCGCACGCUCACCAGCACGCUCGAGGGCGGAGCAGGGAUCGGCAGAGUGACAGAGGGCCUGCUCCUCCGCGUCUCCGAGCACGUCGACGUCGUCGAGCCCAUUGCCAAGUUCACCGCCGCGCUUCAGGGCAAGCCCGGCGUGCGCGCCAUCUCCAACGUCGGCCUCGAGGAGUGGCAGCCCGCCGCGGGCCAAGAGUACGACCUCGUCUGGGCGCAGUGGUGCCUGGGCCACCUGACAGACGAGCAGCUGGUGCGGUUUCUCGCGCUCUGCAAGACCGUCUUGACGCCCGCCACCGGCCUGAUUGUCGUCAAGGAGAACCUGAGCACGAGCGCGACAGACGUUUUCGACAGCACCGACAGCAGCGUCACGAGGUUGGAUAGCAGCUUUUGCAGAAUCUUUGAGGAGGCGGGCCUGGUGGUUGUCAGGACCGAGCUUCAGAGAGGGCUGCCGGAGCGUCCGCCCCAAAGACUGCUCCCUGUGCGAAUGUACGCCCUGCGGCCGAGAGACUGGCCUGCCUCGUAG
Messenger RNA from Metarhizium brunneum ARSEF 3297, 732 nucleotides. It is a transcript of the gene tae1, whose product is annotated as Alpha N-terminal protein methyltransferase 1. NCBI's taxonomy places the organism in Eukaryota, Fungi, Ascomycota, Sordariomycetes, Hypocreales, Clavicipitaceae. The record is from RefSeq and is a predicted model, not a curated record. Gene Ontology annotation, molecular function: N-terminal protein N-methyltransferase activity. Gene Ontology annotation, biological process: N-terminal protein amino acid methylation. Gene Ontology annotation, cellular component: cytoplasm.